Molecule: messenger RNA, 1993 nt
Organism: Haliotis rubra (blacklip abalone)
Lineage: Eukaryota; Metazoa; Mollusca; Gastropoda; Lepetellida; Haliotidae
Product: organic cation transporter protein-like
Exons: 11
Coding region: 241-1920 (559 amino acids)
Biological process (GO): transmembrane transport
Cellular component (GO): membrane
Molecular function (GO): transmembrane transporter activity
Source: RefSeq, a predicted model, not a curated record
UAUACAGAAUGAAAAGGCUCAAUAUCAUACCUGGCAUAUAUACAUAAGAUGACAUUUGCGACAUAAAUGUUUAUCAAGACUGAAGUAGUCACUUCCAUCACGUAUGUAGAUGUUGACAUGACAUCGGAGGUCACCACUAACGUUUCAUGGCUGUUGGUCUAUCAAACAUUGUAAAGCGAGGAGAGCGAGUCCACCGCGCCAUUGUCUGCUUCUCAUUAUAAGGCGAACAGAUCUGAAGACAUGAAGACGUUUGACGAGAUCCUUCAUGAAGUGGGGGAGUUUGGAACUUAUCAGAAGAGACUGAUGUUCUUUCUGUAUAUGCCAACGGCGGUGACUGCCUUCCUAACACUCUCAAGUGUCUUCACGCUGUACAUCCCCCCUCACAGGUGUGCAGUUCCCGGCCUCAGAAACGACACAUACGCCAUACAGGGAGACAACCAUCGUCGACUGGUCAACCUGACCAUCCCCGUUAAAGAUGGCGCCUUCUCCAAAUGUAAUGUCUAUACAGAUGACGUCACAGACCUUGAUCAGAGGGCAGACAACUCCAGCCAGUCUCAGUGCAGCCAAUGGGUGUUCGACAAAUCAAUGUUUACGUCCACCAUAACAGAAGACCUCAACUUGAUAUGUGACAACAAAGUCAUGCGGUCCCACUCCAAUAUGGCCGUGAUGGCGGGGAAACUGGUUGGCUCCUUCGGCCAAGGUCUGGUCAGCGACAUAUUCGGGAGGAAGAAAGCGUUGAUGAUGUUCCUGUGUGUGAUGAUUUGUGUCGGCUUCCUCAACUACGUCAUCCGUGAUUUCGCCUCCCUCAUCAUCAUCCGCUUCCUCUCUGGCGCUGGGUCGACGUCUGUGUACAUCGCCACCUUCAUUCUGGGAAUGGAACUGGUAGCUCCUUCCAAACGCUUGUAUCCUGGUAACUUGGUGUUGUUUUUCUGGGUGUCGGGGAUGCUUCUGAUGUCGGCUGUCGUCUACUUUAUUCGAGACUGGCAGAAUUACGUCCUCACCUUGGCAUGUGCUCCAGUUCUUUUCCUCUCCUACUGGUGGCUUAUACCCGAGUCACCGAGGUGGCUGAUGUCCAAAGGCAGGUUCGAGGAAGCAGAAGUAAUCAUCAGGAAGUUUGCCAAAGUCAACAAGACAACGGUUCCUGAAAACAUGUUUGACGGUAAAUAUGUGGAGGAGGUUAAAGCUCCAAGUGGUAAAAUGUCCGAGCUGCUGACACACAGAACCCUGGCCAUUCGCAGUUUCAUCCUGUCAUUUCACUGGGCUGUGUGUAGUCUGACCUACUACGGCUUGACGCUGAACGUCACCAACCUCAGUGGCAACGUCAUCACCAACUUUGUCCUGUCUGCGCUGGUGGAAGUGGCUGGGUAUCUCUUGACGCUGUUUUUGCUGGACAGAAUAGGCCGGAAGUGGCUCCAUUGUGGUUUCUUCCUGGGCGGGGGCCUUGCCUGUCUUGCCACCAUCUUCCCAGUCCUGUAUGCUGGAGACGACGCCAAGUGGACGCUCGUCCUGUUGUCCUUGAUCGGCAAGAUGGGGGCGUCAGGAGCCUUCGCCACCGUCUACAUCUACACCGCAGAGGUCUAUCCAACUCCUGUCCGCAACGUCGGGCUUGGAGCCGGCAGCAUGUGCUCGAGACUCGGGGGUGUUAUGUCGCCAUACAUUGUAGAUCUGGGCAUCUUGGUGGAGGGAGGGUUUGGAGAAGCUCUUCCCCUCAUGGUGUUCGGUGGUGCGGCAGUAUUGGCGGGCGUGUUGACCUUCUUCCUCCCAGAGACGCUCAACCAAGACCUGCCGGAGACCAUCGAGGACGCCAAGAACCUUGGCAGAACCGGAAGAAAGUCUGCAUCAAACGUCUACAAAAUGAGAAAGUCACUGGAAGGCCAGGACAAUGCUGUGUUUGCUUUGUCUAUCAAGAAUAGAGAUUGAUGUGGUUUCAUAUUGUACCUGUCUACAUACGAUAAACAUAUAUUUGUAUUUGGAUUAAAACGUGUUGUAACAA